UUGAUUAAUUGAUAUCAUUUCAAUGUUGAUUGUGUAAAUAUACGUUAGAUUACAUUCAGAAUUAUCCCUAUGGACUUAGUUAUGUCAAAAAUCAUCGUCUUUGCUCUUUUUAAUUUGCUUUCAGCAUGUAACUGCAAAUGCCGUAGUCAAAAUGGUGAUUGGAAGUGUUGUGCAGAUUUUAUUUGGAGCAAUGAAACCAGGCGAUGUAUCGAGUGUCCUGUUGGUUAUCAUGGUGAGAACUGUCGAGCUCCCUGUCAGUACCCAAACUUUGGACGACUAUGUCAGUCUGAGUGUUUGUGUAGCAAUGCCUCUUGUGAUCCUGUUACUGGAUGCACAUCAAAUCGAACCAGACAGGACAACCAAAGUGAAUGUGAAAGUCAAUAUCGCCUGAUACGGACGAUUAUAUAUUUACUUGUCGCGGUAGUUUUGCUUUGCAUAUUUCUGGGAAUUUGUAAAUGUUACACAAAAUAUGGUUUCAAAUCCGAUGAAGAGACGAUGGAAGAAAUUGAGGGGCCAGUAAUGGAAGAUUUGACGUAUAUGACAAUAGAGGAUAACACGAAACCCUGCAAUCUUCCUAAGACAUGAGCGUUCUGAUGAUUUCAUAAUAAUUGAUAUCAUUAACAAUAUUUGGACAUACAGUGUAAGUUGAUGUCAAUGUAUGUACAUUAUGUCUGUUUUAAAGGAAACAUGGACACCCAUCUCGCUAAGAAUCCUAUACUUACACUCUGAAAAUGCAGUGUUAUAAUGAAUGAUAAUAUUAUGUGUAUAUAAGAAUAAAUAAUGUACAAAUGAA
Molecule: messenger RNA, 793 nt
Organism: Ostrea edulis (European flat oyster)
Lineage: Eukaryota; Metazoa; Mollusca; Bivalvia; Ostreida; Ostreidae
Product: multiple epidermal growth factor-like domains protein 10
Exons: 4
Coding region: 70-585 (171 amino acids)
Source: RefSeq, a predicted model, not a curated record